UGAAGACAAAUUAUUAGUGUAUUUACAUAAAAUGAAGAAUAACAUACAUAUAGGCUACAGAAGGAAAAUCAAUUGAAAGUGUCAUAGAAGAAGCGCUCUUGGGGAAAGCAAGAAAAUCAGCGAUAGCUGUCAAACAUCACCCUGUUGUAGGCUACCUCACAGGUAUUCUUGGCAGCGCUACAAGGAAACAAAUCAGCCCUAUCCAUUGGAGACCAUGGCUACCUUGAUAACACAUCGGCAAAACUGAACAGUCAGUUGCAUUUUAUGAGAUUGGCAUCCACAGUUUACGUCAAGCAGUGCAUGUGUGGAUUAGACAAUGUGUUUUCCUUCAGUCAAUGGAUCCCUUUUGUAACAGGAUCGCGCACCUCUCGACUAACAUGAAGAUAGAAGACGGCGUGGAUUAGAACUCUUUCUUGCUAUUUACGCACACAUCGAAGCCAGAGAACGGAGUACCCCUUGCUUUUUUGGAAUUCUUCCCCUCCUCCUCUCUCUCUUCUCAAUGUGGGCUCCCAAAGACCUUUGGCUUUGUGGUUUGAAAUGAAAUAAUGGCGACACGUUGGACUGGCUCCCCGCACCGAGAUGACGAGAACAACCAAAUCGUUUCACCAAGUUGCGAGGCCAAGCAGAAGGGUGGGGUGGAGGCUAGCGAGGCGUCGGGCGGGGUGUCCCCGGUGGCGGGGGGGGAGGACGAGGCGUUCUCCUGGCCGGGGCCCAAGACGCUCCGUCUGCGCCGCACCUCGCAGGGCUUCGGCUUCACGCUGCGCCACUUCAUCGUCUACCCGCCGGAGUCCGCCGUGCAGUCCUCGCUCAAGGAGGAAGACAAUGGCAGCAGAGGGAGACCACGGAACAGGCUGGAGCCAAUGGACACCAUCUUCGUCAAGCAGGUGAAGGAGGGAGGGCCCGCCCACGGAGCUGGACUCUGCACAGGGGACCGGAUAGUAAAAGUUAAUGGGGAGAGCAUAAUUGGAAAGACCUACUCCCAGGUGAUCGCUCUGAUACAGAACAGUGACACUUCUCUGGAGCUCUGUGUAAUGCCAAAAGAUGAAGACAUCCUUCAGCUGUUCUCCAGGGACAUCACGGCUCUGGCGUAUUCUCAGGAUGCGUAUCUCAAAGGGAACGAGGCGUAUAGCGGGCAUGCCCAGGACAUCCCAGAGCCGCCGCCCAUCUGCUACCCGCGCAUAGAGUCCAAGGCAUCGGCAGGCAUGGCGCAAACCGCAGAGCAUCCGGCACCUUCCACAGCACCGUCCACUCCCCUCCGGACAGCAGUGGCCCCCGCGUCCCCCCCUGUGGCCCCCGAGCUGGGCUACCGGCGGGAGAUCACCGUGCCGCCCACCCCCCCCACUUCCGCCUCCGCUUCCGCGCCGCUGCCCAAGAACCAGACGGUGGUGUGUGUGUGCAACGAGAGCGUGCGGACGGUGGUGGUCCCCCCGACGGACCCUUCGUCCUCCUCUUCCUCCUCCUCCGCCUGCUCCGCGGGGGAGCGGGGGGGUCCUCGAGGGCCCCGGUCAGGGCCCAGCCACCGCACCGAGGAGAACCGGCACACGUCGCCCGUCUCUCCCGCCGCUCCCGCCGGGGCGCAGCUGCAGUCGCCCUCGUCCACGUCUCGGCCCUCUGCGGAGACGCCCAGGCGCCCGGGCCCUCUGGUCAGAGCGGGGUCCCAGCUGCACCCCGACGCCUCGCCGCUGACCACGCCCGCGUCCCCCAACCACUACAGCCCGUCUCCACCCGCCUCCACCUCCACCUCCCCCGGCUCCCCGCACCAGAACAUCGACUGGCGGAACUACACCACCUACAAGGAGUACAUCGACAACAAGCGCCUCUACAUGUACGGCAACCGCACCAUCCAGGAGCGGCUGGACAGCCUCCGGGCGGCCGCCGCCGCCGUCACCCGCGGCAACGGGGGCGUCUCCCAGCAACAGAGCCCGCCCGCUAACAACGGCGCUAGCAACGCGGCGGGCCUGGGGUCGCAGGUCAGGAGGAGGAGCACGUCGCACGACCGGGCGUACAAGUCGGCGUCGUCGGCGGCGGCGGCGGUCACUCCGCUGCGUAGCGUCUCUCAGGAGCGUCUGCUGGGCCCGCCGGGCGAGAGGGGUCUGUACCGCGACUGGCCACGCAGCGCCUCGCAGGACGCUCUGCCCUUGUCCACCUCGCCCGGGGGCGGAGCCGCUAAACCACGCGCCCGCUCCUGCGACUACCUGGGCAGGCAGGGCGGAGGCGAGGGCCUGGCCGCGCGGCUGGUGGAGAUGGACGAACAGCGCCUCCUGGUGAUGAGGGGCGACGAGGCGCGGCUCAGCCGACUGUGCAGCGGAGCGGGCAGAGCGGGGGGGUCGCAGCCCCUGAGGAACGCAGCGGGCAGCGGCGCGGGACAGGCCUUCGCUGACCUCUCCACGACCCCCAGAGCGGAGAGCCUGGGCUCCAGCCUGGCCGGUCCCGGCAGGGGCAGCGGCCGGAGCUCGCGGCUGACCGUCAAGGCCGCCAGCCUGGACGCCUCGGCCUCCUCCGCGGCCUCCUACGUGGCCUCGGCGCUGGCCUCCGUCCAGAGCCACAUCAACGCCGCCUCGCAGGACUCCGUCAGAGACCAAAGAGCCGUCGCCGUGGGCAACCACCUGCCCCACACGCCCAUCCCCCCGCACCUGCAGCCGCGCGGGCGCUCCGAGAGCCUGAAGGAGCCCGGCGGGCGAGAGGUGGGGUCAGCAGCGGGCAGAUCCGCCUCCUGCUCCGGCCCGUCCAAAAGCCCCGCCUUAAGAAACUCCGCUGCCAUGGCGACCAGUAACGGCACGGCAACCCCACAGCUCCGCUCCCCGCUGACCCGGGCCGAGAGCCUGGACCACGGCGGCGGCGGUCAAGCGGGCUCUCUGGAGGGGGCGGACGCCAAGGUGGUGGUGGUGAUGCGGCGGGAGAAGUCCGGCCCCCAGCCCAUACGCCACCCCUCCUACAUCCUGGCGGUCAACGACGCGGACGCCGGACCCAAGAGCCCUGGCGCGGCGUCGGACGGGGGCGGAGUCUGCUGGCUGCCCAACGACGCCCGGCGGGAGGUGCACAUGCGCAGGCUCGGGGAGCAGCACAAGGCGUCCGUCUCCAGUAACCUAGGAGACUCGCUCGACUCCAUCCCCUUCAUCGAUGAGCCCUCCAGUCCUAGUAUGGACCAUGAGGGCACUGGCAUCCUCCCGUCAGAUGUCAUCUCCGUCGCCCCGGUAACCCCCAUCAUCACCACCAUCCCUCCCAGCCCCACCUUGCCAUCGCCCCCGAUUCGCCGGCAGCUGUCACAUGACCAAGACUCCCUGCGCUUGACCAUCCUCAGCUCGGACUCGGCCACCAAAACCGAGCGCUCCAAGUCCUGCGACGAAGGCCUGGACAACUACCGCGAAGAAGGGAGAGGAAGGGGUCUGAAGAGCCUUGCAGGUCUGAGAGGGUUGAAGAAGGCGGUGGAUAAGUCGUCAGAAGACUCGGGCUCGUUCAGAAGAGACUCGUCCUCAGACGUCUUCAGUGAUGCCACGAAAGAGGGGCUGCUCUUCUUCCGCCAGCUCAACUCAGACAAGAGCAAGCGUAUGGGUGGCGGCAUGCGUCCGUGGAAACAGAUGUACGCGGUGCUCCGAGGCCCCUCCCUCUGCCUAUAUAAGGACAAGAAGGAGGGCCAAGCCCACGCCAGUCACCAGACGGACGACGAGCCCCUGCCAAUCAGCAUCAAGGCCUGCCUGAUUGACAUCUCCUACAGCGAGACCAAGCGCAAGAACGUGCUGCGGCUGACCACGUCGGACUGCGAGUACCUGUUCCAGGCAGAGGACCGCGAGGACAUGCUCACCUGGAUACGGGUCAUCCAGGAGAACAGCAACCUGGACGAGGAGAACGCUGCGGUCACGAGCACAGACCUCAUCAACCGCAAGAUCAAGGAGUACAACAGCCUGAUGAGCCCUCCCCCCAGUAAGUCUGAGCCGUCUCCGAAGCCUUCGCGCCAGUCUCUGAGCAUAAGACAGACCCUGCUGGGGAGUAAAGGGGAGGGCAAAGCCCAGAGCCCCCACUCCCCCAAACAUGAGCACAAAGUUGGAGACGAGACGAGUCCACCCAAAGAUAAAGGUACGUGGAGGAAGGGGAUCCCGGGGCUGAUGAGGAAGCCCUUCGAGAAGAAGCCUUCAGUGGGGGUCACCUUUGGGGUGCGGCUGGACGACUGCCCCCCUGCCCACAACAACAGGUUCGUGCCCCUAAUAGUGGAGGUGUGCUGUAACCUGGUGGAGGAGCGAGGGCUGGAGUACACGGGCAUCUACCGGGUGCCUGGCAACAACGCUGCCAUCUCCAACAUGCAGGAGGAGCUCAACAACAAGGGCAUGGGCGACAUCGACAUCCUGGACGACAAAUGGAGAGAUCUGAACGUGAUCAGCAGUUUACUCAAGUCAUUCUUCCGGAAACUUCCUGAGCCUCUUUUUACAAAUGAACGGUACGGUGACUUCAUCGAUGCCAAUCGGAUAGAGGACCCAACGGAGCGGCUGAAGGUCCUGAAGAGACUGCUGCACGAGCUCCCGGAUCACCAUUACGAGACCCUCAAGUUCCUCUCUGCUCACCUCAAGACCGUGGCAGACAACUCCGAGAAGAACAAGAUGGAGCCCCGUAACCUGGCUAUCGUGUUCGGCCCAACUCUGGUCCGCACGUCAGACGACAACAUGACGCACAUGGUCACACACAUGCCAGACCAUUAUAAGAUUGUGGAGACCCUCAUCCAAAACUACGACUGGUUCUUUACUGACGACAGCUCGGAGGAACCUGUGACGACGGUACGGCAGGAGAAUGCCGUUGAGUCCCAGCCCGUGCCCAACAUCAACCACCUGCUGACGAACAUCGGCAGGACGGGCCCCUCUCCCGGGGACGUCUCAGAUUCACCCACUAGUGACUCCACUAAAUCCAAGCAGAACUCCUGGGCCUACGGGAAGGAGCAGUGCAGCCGCGAGCUGCUGGUCUCCUCAAUCUUUGCUGCAGCCAGCCGCAAACGAAAGAAGCUCAAGGAGAAGCAGCAGCCUAGCAGCUCUGACGACGACCUGGACUCGGUCUUCAUUCUCCAGGACCCCGCGCUGUCUGAGGAAGGUUCCCCGGCCCCCCAGGCCAAGAGCCCCAUGCUUGGGGGGCUGGAGAAGAGGGAGAACGGGAAAGCCACGGAGUCCGUGUCCACGACCACCACGGCCAAGAGCCGUAAGGAGCACCGCAACUCCUUCUUCCUGCGGGAGAAGCGUGUGAUCUCGACCUCGGCUCCCCCGUCUCAAGCCUCGUCGUGCCCCUCGCCGUCCCCGUCGCCCUCCCCGAUCCUCCGCACCCCGGCGCUCGCCCUCCCCAAGUCCUCGCUGUCGGACGGCCCGUCCUCGUCGCAGCUGGACGAGCCCACGUCCGACCUGGGCACCAUGAGCUCGGGGGCGUCGGUCCCUCGCGGGCGGACUCGCCGCUGGCUCUCGGCCUCGGCGGGCGGGCUUGACCCCUCGCUCCUCGGCGUCGGAGGAGGGCCCCCCGGGUCAGCGGCCGGCGCCGAGGUCAGCUCCAUCACCUCCGACUACUCCACCACCUCCUCCAACACCUUCCUGACGGCCGGCGAGUCCAGCCUGCUGAGCCCCGAGGUGGGGUCGGUGGGGGGCAGCCGCGGUGGGGAGGAGGCUGACGACGAGCGCAGCGAGCUCAUCAGCGAGGGCCGGCCCGCCGAGACGGACAGCGACAGCGACUUUCCAGUCUUCCCCAACACCGGACCGACGCCACCACCAACGGCAGGAGCGUUGCCGUUCUCCCCCACACCUGAGGUCAGCUCUCAGCAGCCCGUCCAAUCGGCUGCCGGCGCUCCCAACUCCACCCCCACCGGCCGCCCUUCCCUGCCCUCCCAUAGGCUGAUUGAGUGCGACACCCUCUCCAGGAGGCGGUCCCUGCGGCAGAAGACGGACAGUGAUUCGUCCGUGGACGGACUGGGCGUCGGCAACAGCGGAGGCGCGGUAGCGGGGAGCAGCUUAGCGGGAAGAGGAACCAAGUCCUCGUCGUUGACGUCGUCGUCAGGGAAGCGGCUGUCGCGCAUGCUGGAGGUGAUGAAGAAGGGUCGCUCCACGGGCAGCCUGAGCUCCUCGUCCCGCAGCGAGUCGGAGCGCAACACCACCGGCGCCACCACCACCCCAAACGCCAACACAGCGACCAACACCACCCCCUCUUCCUCCUCGUCUUCCUCCUCGGCCAAUCCCGGCGCCUCCGAGUCAGCCUGGCGAAUCCGCUUCACCGAGCGCUUCAGGCUCCGGUUGCGCGGCUCGGCCGACGACGUCCUGGGAGCCGCCUCUUCCUCCUCCUCCUCCUCUUCAUCUCAACCACGUCAACAGCAGCAGCAGCAGCAGCCGCAGCAGCAGCAGCGUAGUCGAUCCCCGGACCCCCCGCGCCGCUCGGGACGCUUCCGCAACCGAGGCCUCCGGCGACGCCACACCAUGGGCGGCCAGCGAGACUUCGCCCAGCUGCAGGCCAUGCACGACUGGAGCGAGCAGGGCGGGGGGGACCGCGGCGCCGAGCUGACCGCCAUCGACCGCCUGCAGCCCAAGUGCAGCUCGCAGGACUUCUCCAUCCAGGACUGGAUCGCCCGCGAGAGGGACGGACGCGGCAGCGGAGAGGGCCCCGCUGACCUGCAGACGACCCCUGUCGACCCCUCCUCCACCUCCUCCUCCACCUCCACCUCCUCCGCCACCACCAUCACCACCGCGCAGGAGCCGGGAGAGCAGGUGAACGGCGGAGGGCCGCAGGCCAAGAACAAAGCAGGGCUCUGUGGAGGAGGUGACGCUCACCCACACAAACUCUCUGGAGCACAGGUGGUGCGCUCACGCUUCUACCAGUAUCUGUGACAUGGGCGUACCGUACGUGUGUGUGUGUGUAUGUUAAUACAUCUGUAUGUAUGUAUGUAUGUAUGUAUGUAUAUGUGUGUGUACCAUAGUAUGUUUGAGAAUGAGCAAAAAAAAAACAUGUACAGUUACGUAUGUAGAUAAGCUAAAGUUACUGCACAAUAGAUUUUUUUAUAAAAUAUAUAUGACUAUAUAAAUAUUAUAUAAAACUGUACAUACAUCUAUCUGUGUAUAGGAUUAUGAGGAAAGCAACUGGAUUAUUGUGUUUUGUGUAUCCUUGCCUGGAAUGUUCUCAUACUGGAACUGACACGAAACGAGGACCUCUCUCCUUCACACCAACCCCAGUAAUAUGGAAAGCCAGCGCUGGUGUGUUUGUGGCAUGUGUACGUCUGUGUGUGUGUGUGUGUGUGUUUGUGUGGAGAAGGUACACUGACUGGGAGGGCAUAAGUACACACACACACACACACACACACACACAUCAAAACACAACACAUCAAAGCAGUGAAUGGCGAGAGCUGAAAUGAUCGAGCAUGAGAUUAUUACUGAAGAUUGUUUUUUUACUUUUUAAAAAGAAAAGAUGUAAUUCUUUCAGAGAGAGGCCUCUUUUCUCUUACGAAACAAUGCUCAGAUUCUUCCUAUGGUUACCUUGAAGAAUGUAUGCGCUUUCUGGGUAUGCUGACUAACGCAUCGUUGCUCGUUACAAAUUGUCAUGUAAACAAAAGCAAAAAUGUAAAUAUCUUUCUGUGUACUUGAAAUGUGUGUGGUUUUUUUUGUUUGUUUGAUUUUGUUUUGUUUGUUUUUUAAAGAUGUCCUGGUCGAGGGAUGUAUUCUGAGCUAAGCGCUGUAGGAAGGUCCUUUUUAUUAUUAUUGUUUUUUACAGCGCACAAAAAGGCCAGAUGCCAAGUUGGAUCCCGCCAGAAGGAAAGUGACAUUAUUUUCAACACAUCUGCACAACCUCGUGCUUCGAACGACAAACGGUAAACGGUACCUGACUUUCUGCACACGUCCCUCUUGGGACAAAUAGUGUGAGCAAGUCACCACGAUGACAAGAAAUUGUGAUUUGUCACACUACAAUGGAAUAAAAAGACAAAGGAAAAAGUGCCUCUUGUGACUGGAUUCUUGGGACUGUUUAGGUGCCAUGCUAUGAUUUUUUUUUAAGUAUAUAUUUUUUAUUUUUUUUCCUCUUUUGCUUUUUUUUUAUUUUAGAAGAUGUAUUGUGACUAAAUUUUAUUGAAAACUCAUUAAAAUAAUGUUACAGAUUUCAA
This is a messenger RNA of Sardina pilchardus (European sardine), 8101 nucleotides long. Its product is annotated as rho GTPase-activating protein 21-like. The coding region runs from base 546 to 6839 and encodes 2097 amino acids. The transcript has 26 exons. The record is from RefSeq and is a predicted model, not a curated record. Gene Ontology annotation, biological process: signal transduction. Gene Ontology annotation, molecular function: protein binding; phospholipid binding. NCBI's taxonomy places the organism in Eukaryota, Metazoa, Chordata, Actinopteri, Clupeiformes, Clupeidae.